This is a messenger RNA of Centropristis striata (black sea bass), 2044 nucleotides long. RefSeq names its product protein lifeguard 3-like. Bases 277 to 1314 code for a protein of 345 amino acids. Gene Ontology annotation, biological process: negative regulation of apoptotic signaling pathway. The record is from RefSeq and is a predicted model, not a curated record. Gene Ontology annotation, cellular component: Golgi apparatus; membrane; endoplasmic reticulum. NCBI's taxonomy places the organism in Eukaryota, Metazoa, Chordata, Actinopteri, Perciformes, Serranidae. The transcript is spliced from 12 exons.
UCUUCAUGUUCCAGGAAAUGUUUCUGUUCAUCACACAGCAGAACAGACCUGAGAACAGACAGAAAGGUUCUUAUUAUUAUUAUUAUAUUAUUAUCAAUAAGCUUUUUACAGAGUCUCUUCAGUCCUGUGGAGGUUUAUUAUUAUUAUUAUUAUUAUAGUAAACAGACAGAGAGGGCGUGGCCGCCAGCGGACAGCCGCCCAGUGUUCCCAGUCCUCCGCUGGGAAUCAUCACAGCAGCACAUAGUUCUCUAUCGGUCACAUCUCAUUCUCGGUGAAAUGUCCAGGUCAGACUACCCUCCAGGGUACGAUGACUCAAUGUAUGCGCCUCAGGGUGGGAACUACCCUCCGCCUGCAUACGGCUUCCCUGGCUAUGGUGGACCCCAGCCAGGCCCGCCCUCUGCCCCCUACCCCAGUGGACCCAACGCCCCUCUGUACCCGGGCCAGCCGGCUGGCUACCCUCCUGGCCCCUACCCGGGCCAACCAGCGGGCUACCCCCAGGGCCCGUACCCCGGCCAGCCUGGAGGACAUCCACAAGGCUACAACCGGCCCGCUCCCCCUCCCAUGCCCCCCAUCAUGCCCACUCCCAUGCCGUCAGACAUCCUGAGCUCUGGUGAUGAGUUUGCGGCGAGCGGCAGUGGCUGGGACAGUCUGAGCAUCCGGCACGCCUUCAUCAGGAAGGUGUAUUUGAUUUUGGCGUCUCAGCUCCUCGUCACCACGGCCAUCGUGGCCAUUUUCACAUUCGUGAGACCAGUCCGGCUCUUCGUGCAGAGGAACCAGUGGAUCUACUGGACGUCAUAUGCUGUUUAUUUCAUCACCCACUUGGUGCUUGUCUGCUGUAAGGGCCCCCGGAGGAAGUGUCCCUGGAACGUCAUCCUGCUCUCCGUCUUUACCCUGGCUUUGUCCUACAUGACUGGAUCCAUCUCCAGUUACUAUGAUACUAAAGCAGUGUUUAUGGCUCUGGGGAUCACUGCCGUCGUCUGCAUCGCCGUCACCGUCUUCUGCUUCCAGACAAAGGUGGACUUCACUAAGUGCCAGGGUCUCUUCUGUGUUCUGGGGAUCGUCAUGUUUGUCACCGGCAUCAUCACAACCAUCGUGCUCUCAUUCAAAUAUAUGUUGUGGCUUCACAUGCUUUAUGCAGCUAUGGGAGCCAUAGCUUUCACCAUGUUCCUGGCGUACCACACGCAGCUGCUGAUCGGGAACAGGAAACACUCCAUCAGCCCGGAGGAGUACGUCUUCGCAGCGCUCUCCAUCUACGUCGACAUCGUCCAGAUCUUCCUCUUCCUGCUGCAGAUUAUCGGCGCUUCCACCAAAUGAGUGCACCCGAGGGUGCACCACUAACUUGGGGGGGUGACGGGGUGCAGACGAGCGCCUACCAGACCAUUCCACGCGCUUUUUUUAAAAAACCCUUUUGCUUUGUUUUCAGUCAAAAUCAGGAAACAUUUAUAAAACAUCAUGGUGGAGAAACUUUCUAAGGGCUGAAUUUGAGAUUUUGUGCAAAGGUUCAUCCCUUUGCACAAAUAAAAUGCACUUUUUCUGAUAUGAAUUUUGUCUAUAUCUGUAUUAAGCAGCUCAUCAGUGGUUUAAAAACAAUAUUAGAACUAUAAUAUAAAUACAGUAAAUACCUGUAGACACUGGGCCGUCAGCUGCAACAUUUAUUCACUCCUGAAGUUAAGACGGACGGUGUCGACAUCUUUCUCUGCAUGUAGAUGUUCUUCUUAACAGUCUGUUUAUUCUAAAGGUUCACCUGUAAUGUGCCACUGCAGAGGCUCUUCUCUCUGGUUGCUCUGAGGUGCAGUAGACGGGUCGGCAAUGCUACAAAAUUGCUUUGAAUUUAAAGGCGUACUACGCAGGAAUCUUCACUUUAUGUUUGUAAACAAAACAUGCUAACUUGUCCUCUCCUCCACGGCUCAACGGGAAACAAACGAUGCCUGGAUUUGCAUGUUUUGGAACAAGUUGUGUCUCCUUGGUGCUUCAGCUGGCUGUGUUUGUGUUUUUUCCAGUGCUGAAAAGGGUGUAACCCAGAAAAUAAAAGAGAAAAUCCAGG